This is a messenger RNA of Pieris napi, 1238 nucleotides long. RefSeq names its product cytochrome P450 6k1-like. The coding region runs from base 132 to 1238 and encodes 368 amino acids. Gene Ontology annotation, molecular function: oxidoreductase activity, acting on paired donors, with incorporation or reduction of molecular oxygen; heme binding; monooxygenase activity. The transcript is spliced from 2 exons. NCBI's taxonomy places the organism in Eukaryota, Metazoa, Arthropoda, Insecta, Lepidoptera, Pieridae. The record is from RefSeq and is a predicted model, not a curated record.
AUUAUUUCAAUGGCCGCGAGGCAAGUGAAUAUAGUCAUAGAGAAGCGAUUACAAAAACCCUGUUUUUCACAAGCGGAGAUAGAUGGAGAGUUAUCAGACAGAAUCUGACACCGCUCUUCUCUUCGGCGAAAAUGAAGAAGAUGUUCUACCUAAUAGAAGAAUGCUCCAAUAUAUUUUCGAAAAUACUGGACGAAGUAUCAGAAACAUCAAGUGUUGAGGUCAAAGCUUUGGUAGCACGGUACACAAUUGACUGCAUCGGAUCUUGUGGCUUUGGGAUCCAGACAAAAGCUAUGUUAGUUGAAAAGAAUAAUCCUUUCUUUGUGAUUGGGCAGAAGAUUUUCGAGGCGUCCAAUGCAAGAGGUUUUAAAAAUAUGGCACGCGCUGUAUGGCCAGAUUUAUUCUACAAACUAGGAUUUGAAUCAUUCCCUUCAGAACUUACGGAGUUCUUCGAUAAAUUGCUUAAAGACGUAUUUGAAGAGAGAAAUUACAAGGAAUCUGGGAGACAUGAUUUUGUCGAUUUGGUUCUGAGUUUGAAACAAAAUAAACAUUUAAAUGGUGAUAGUAUUAAGAACAUGAAGGGAGGGACUGAGAAGUGCCUUAUAGAAGCAGACAAUGACUUCUUAAGUGCACAAUGUAUGAUAUUUUUCGCAGCGGGAUAUGAAACAUCCGCUACUACACUAAGCUUUUUGUUGUAUGAGCUGGCCAAAAAUUCAGAUAAACAAAGACUGGCGAUUGCAGAAGUUGACGAAUAUUUUAAGCGGCGAAAUAAACUGGAAUACGAAUGUUUGUUUGAGACACCGUAUUUAGAAGCCUGCAUCAAUGAGACUUUGAGGCUUUAUCCAGUUCUUGGUGUUCUUACAAGAGAAGUAGUGGAAGAUUUUAAACUACCUUCAGGUGUUUUACUAAAUAAAGGAGUUCGUAUUCAUAUACCAGUGUAUUCCAUACACAGGGAUCAUAAGUAUUUCCCAAACCCAGAUGACUUCAUACCGGAAAGGUUUUUAGGCAAUGAAAAGGACAAUAUAACACCGUUUACUUUUCUGCCAUUUGGAGAAGGGCCGAGAAUUUGUAUUGGAAUGAGAUUUGAAAAAAUGCAGGUGACAGCUGGGUUAUUAACGAUCCUAAGGAAGUGUCAUAUCGGACUGACUAAAGAUACAAUUACUAAAGUCGAUUUUGAACCUAUCACUCAGGUCAUGUUCAACUCUGAUUCACAUGAAUUGAUACCUAACAACUUUUGUUGA